AUGGAACGUCCCGAAGCGGUCACAGGCGUCCAGAAGGCGCGGGAGGAUGCGACAGAUAACAAGGAACGCCGGAAGAUUCAGCUCAGACUAGCACAAGCUCGUCUACGACAGCGAAAGGCAGAUGCACUCAAGGAUGCGAAUAGCGAGGUAGAGCUUCUUCGCAAGCAGCUCGCCGAAGCUAAAGAUACGAUUGCUCGUCUCAGCCCUCCAAAGCACUCACCCGAUGCCGACGAGAUGGUCACCUCGGAGGCGACACUUCAUCCAACAACUGCAGAGACACGGACUCGAUCCAAGGACAAUUUCGGGUUGGGUGAUCCCACCAAUAUUGAUGGGUUAGUGGUAGGUAACCAUGCCCUCAAUCAGCCCAUGUCUCCUGCGACUCUGGACAGCUUCUUCCCGGGAGCGUCAGAUGACUUGCUGGACAUGGGUACACCCGAAUCCUUCGCUUUCCCAUCAUUCAACAAUAUGGCAAAAAGGACACUGCCGCAACAUGCGAUGCCUAGAUUCACAAACCACGAAUCGACUCAAGCCUGGCCAUCUGCUGAGGGUGCGUCCGGUGGAGUUGGAACCUGGGGGUACGCAUUUACAUAUGAUGAGGAUGCGUCGCGUGCACCCCCAUCGAUCUUCCCACAGUCUCCUCAAAGCCCUCGUAUGCAACUCGUACGGCAGCCGACUCCUCCGUCGCCCACACCGUUACGUGGAUUGAGCUUUGCGAAGCGACUCUGGCGACGAUGCGCUGAGAUGACGAUACGAAUUCUAUCGGAUACGAAGAAGCACCAAGCUCUGAUUGAGAGAGCCUUUGGAAACUACUUCGGCCACUUCUCGCCAUCUACCGUAAUUCGAGCGUUGCAGAUGGCCUUGAAGGCGGAUAGUUUCGCCACAUUGGAGUAUCAAAACUACCCCAACUUCCAUCUCAGUCAGCAACCCCUCAUGCCUCACAAGACCAAUUCCGAAGGUCUUGUUGAUUUCGGAAACGUCGAUCCGGCACAGGAUCCAUACAUGACGCCUCGCGAUAUCGAGAACUACUUCGUCUGGAAUGGCCAAUACAACAAGACAAUGGACUCCAAUGGAAACAUUGUUACUCUCCCCUGUCAUUUCGACUUCCAAGGCAAGCGAUGGAUUUUGGAAGAGAACAAACUUGUUCAUACACUCAUGCAUUAUUCCGUCUGCCUCGGGCAAGGCCCUGCUAUUUUGGCUUCACAAGUGCUUAUUGCUACUUUCCAAAGCAUGCAAAGAGUUUCUAGCCAUAUGUGA
This is a messenger RNA of Aureobasidium pullulans EXF-150, 1254 nucleotides long. RefSeq lists its product as uncharacterized. The coding region runs from base 1 to 1254 and encodes 417 amino acids. Gene Ontology annotation, molecular function: DNA-binding transcription factor activity. Gene Ontology annotation, biological process: regulation of DNA-templated transcription. Lineage: Eukaryota; Fungi; Ascomycota; Dothideomycetes; Dothideales; Saccotheciaceae. The transcript is spliced from 2 exons. The record is from RefSeq and is a predicted model, not a curated record.